AAUAAACAGCAUUUAACAUAAUCCAAACAUGUCAUUAAUGCCAUUAUCAAGAGGUAAAAAAAGCUUUAUUGCGCUUUCUGAUACUUCAAGCUGUAAGGGCUCAUUCUAUGACACAGCAACACUUUAUGAGUGCAGUCAUUACUAUGUAUAAAUAUGUCUAUAGGCUUAUGUCAAUCAUCAUGAUGCAUUAUAAAUACUUUAUAACCUUUUAUGAAUGUGUUUAUAAUGCUUCGUGAAUACUGGGUUUAACUAAAGUUUUACCGAUUUUCUUACAGGCCUGAGUGAAUUCUUUGUUCGUUCCGGAGAGAUGCUUCAGUCUGUAAGCUCCUCCUCUGUUGGGAUGCCACUGCUCCCGCGAGUGGGUGACAGAUCAGCAGAAAAGGGACCCAGACCGCGCACUACGCCAGAGAGGAGGGGAAGCCACCAGUCAUCCCAGACAUGCAUCAUCAACACCACACCAGAGCAGCUCAAGGCACAUCACAGUGUUCUAUCCGACCUUUGACCUUCCUGCUCUAUCUGCUCUAUCUGCUCACUUGCUCGGGAUUAGUCACGUCUUUGCAUGUUCCUCCCUCCAUGACCGGCCAGCGGUCGGCCUUCUCCGCCACCCGCAGCAGCAGCAUCACCGGCGGCACACAGCGGGCCGUGACCUUCGAUCGUCUGCUGGUCAACGUGGGUCACGACUUCAACCCCGACACGGGUCGCUUCCGCUGCCGCAUUCCAGGCGCCUACUACUUCACUUUCACCGUGGGCAAGUUCCCCAAGAAGCUGCUCUCGGUGAUGCUGGUGAAGAAUGGCCAAGAAGUGCAGGCCAUAGCGUACGACGACUACCGCAAAGAGGGCCGCAAGGUGCAGAGCCAGAGUGUGAUGGUGAGCCUGAGAGCCAUGGAUACGGUGUGGCUGCUGCUCCAGGAGAACCAGCAGUACGCCCUGUACAGCAACGCUGGCCCCUACAUCACAUUCAGCGGUUACCUGGUCUACCCAGAUGUUUCAACGUUUGCAGGUCACAUCAACAACCACCUGCCCCCACCCGCUCUGCCAUUCCCUGGCUGCCCUCCGCCAGGGGAUUCAUACUAUGGCUGGACGAGGAGGGAGGACACCUUGGAGGAGCCCCGCUCAGCCUUCUCCAUGGCCCGGACGUCUCCUACCUUGGGGGAGAGGAGCUUUCAGCAGGGCAAACAGGCACUGACCUUCGAUGUGGAAUACGUCAACAUCGGGGGGCACUUCAACAAGUCAUCGGGCCGGUUCACGUGCCACUACCCGGGGGCCUACUUCUUCGCCUUCACCGUGGGGAAGCACCCUCGCAGGGCCGUGUCUGUGAAGCUGAUGCUGGGCAAGGGCGAGGUGCAGGCCAUGGUGUUUGACGAGGACACAUCCCGACGCCGGGAGAUGCAGAGCCAGAGCCUGCUGCUGUCGCUGCAGAGGGGAGACAGCGUGUGGCUCUACAGCCAGCAGGAUGACCGAUACGGCAUCUACAGCAACCAGGGCCGCUACACCACCUUUUCUGGCUUCCUGGUCUACACAGAGGCCCCCAUGGGUAUAGGCAGGACUCAGAAUUGAGAGACAUCCCAUGGACUGUUGGGAAGCUGCACCUGCUCAGUUCUAUUAUGCUAAGUAGUACAAAUGACAUGCAACGUCUGAAAAAGUAGAUUCUUAGGUUUUUUUAUAUGCUCAUAUAUUUGUGCAUUCCUAUGCGUAAUAAAAGCUUAACAUACGUAGUCAUAGU
Molecule: messenger RNA, 1723 nt
Organism: Clupea harengus (Atlantic herring)
Lineage: Eukaryota; Metazoa; Chordata; Actinopteri; Clupeiformes; Clupeidae
Gene: c1qtnf13
Product: C1q and TNF related 13
Molecular function (GO): protein binding
Source: RefSeq, a predicted model, not a curated record